AUGGGUUGCAAACUCGGCGACAAAGCCCUAACCCUAGCCUUAUUGCUCAGAAGCUGGGGCGGUUGUUGCGUCGACAUGCAAUGUUGUUGCAGCAUCGCCGAUGUCAAUGCCAAAGAUGCCACAGUGGAUCUUCAAAAGGCUCCGCCAAUGCCUAUGCCUGCCUUUUCUGGUGAGGAAGCAGAUGACACGGUCAUGCGGCUGUCGAACCAGCAGGAGUUGAAGCGGCUGGACCUUGAUGUUUCGGACACCAAGUGCAUUAUAUUGGCAAGUUGUGACGGAGCAGCUGCUGAGUGGAAUUGCUCUGGAUUUGGGAGGCAGGUGUUUCCAUUCGAUCGCAUUGUGCAGAUCAACGGGACGCCUUGUGAAGGUCAUCAGCUUGUCAGCCUUUUAAGGCAGGAGCAGGAGCCGCUUGAGCUCAGACUUCAGCGGCCCAUUAAGCGUCUUCUCUAUCUCAAAAAGCCUGGGCAGCUGGGAUUCGACUUGAUGUACACUACCGUUCGGGCUGGACCAUGGAAGGCUUCUGCACGGCCGUGGAUUGCAAACAUCAAAGAUGGGCUGGUUGCGGAAUGGAACAAAAAGAUGCCAGAGUUGGCUGUUUCUUGUCAUGAUCGCAUUCUGAGUGUGAAUGGAGCGAUGGGUUCACCAUCAGAUUUGAUGGACCUCCUGAAUGCUGCAGAUGGCGUAGUUCAGCUAGAAGUGCUAAGCUACGGACUUUAA
Messenger RNA from Durusdinium trenchii, 717 nucleotides. NCBI's taxonomy places the organism in Eukaryota, Dinophyceae, Suessiales, Symbiodiniaceae. The record is from the annotation of a GenBank genome assembly.